AUGUCAUUACCUGGCGGCAUUCAAUUCCACUUCAAUGGCUACAUUGGAUCCGGAGACCCCAAAAUCCUCCAAUUCUCGGGCGAAGAACCAGACUUCCAGAAAAUACCCGCAGAAGUAGACGUUUUGAUUAUAGGAGCAGGUCCAGCAGGCCACUUACUCGGCGCCCAGCUCGCACAAUUUCCAGAUAUAACUACACGCAUCAUCGAAGCCAGACCGGGACGUCUGGAAUGGGGGCAAGCGGAUGGGUUGCAGUGUCGGACGAUCGAGAUCUUUGAGGCGUUUGGCUUCAGUGAGAGGGUUUUGAAAGAGGCGUAUUGGGUGAAUGAGACGACGUUUUGGUCGCCUGGUGAAGAUGGAUCGGGGUUGGUGAGGACGGGGAGGAUAAGGGAUACGGAGGAAGGGUUGAGUGAGUUUCCUCAUGUGAUUCUCAACCAAGCCCGGAUGCAGGAUUUAUGGCUUGAUGCUAUGAAGUGGUCGCCCACACGACUAGAGCCUUCGUAUAGUAGGAGGCUGGUGGAGCUUAAGCGUCCUAUAGGAGACGAGCUCGUAGAAGUCACACUGGAACGUACAGACGAUGCGCAGAAAGGUCAGCGGGAAAGCGUACGGGCGAAGUAUGUCGUCGGAUGUGAUGGAGCGCGGAGUCUCGUGCGCCAGUCUCUUGGUCUUGAGAUGCGAGGAGACUGGGCGAAUCAAGCUUGGGGCGUGAUGGACGCGCUUCUCGUCACAGACUUCCCAGAUGUCAGGCUCAAGACGGUCAUCCACAGCGCGAACGACGGCAGCAUCCAAAUCAUCCCCCGGGAAGGAGGAUACUUAGCGAGAUUCUAUAUCGAACUCGACAAAGUCUCCCCAGACUCUCGCGUAGAAUAUCGAAAGAACGUCACAGCAGAAAUGCUGGUGGAGCGAGCAAAACGUAUCUUCCAUCCCUACACUUUCGACGUAAAGGAAAUCGCAUACUGGUCCGUUUACGAAGUCGGCCAGCGCUUAACAGACCACUUCGACAACAUCCCAUCCGAACAAAAAUCCUCCCGCUGUCCAAGAAUCUUCAUCGCCGGCGACGCGUGCCAUACCCACUCCGCCAAAGCCGGCCAAGGCAUGAACGUCUCCAUGAACGACACCUUCAACCUCGGCUGGAAACUCAUGCACGUCCUACGAAACCUCUCACCCCCAGAACUCCUCCACACCUACUCGGAAGAACGGCAAACCAUCGCGCAACAACUCAUAACCUUCGACCGCGAAAUCGCCCGCAUCUUCGCCGCAAAACCCAAAAAAGGCGCCAAAAGCCACGAAGAAGGCGUCGUGGAUCCCGAAGUUUUUCAGAAAUAUUUCACCAGACAAGGGAGAUUCAUGGCUGGUUUGGAGACGGAAUAUCCCGAAGGAAAACUCAUCAUCAGCGCGGAAUCGAAACACAAAUACCAAAGUCUGGCUACGGGAUAUAAAAUCGGAACUCGAUUCCCUUCCGACCAAGUCUUGCGAGUCGCGGAUGCGAAACCGGUUCAUCUCGGUCAUGUCAUGGACGCGGAUGGGAGGUGGAGAAUCGUCAUCUUUGGCGAUAACCAACAUUCCUCGACAUCGCCAGACUCCCCUCUGGCGAAAUUCUGCGAAUUCCUGGAAUUUACGUUUAUACCCGCAUUCACGCCGGAAGGUCGAGAUGUGGAUUCGGUGUUUGAUGUUUCAUGA
Molecule: messenger RNA, 1677 nt
Organism: Pseudocercospora fijiensis CIRAD86
Lineage: Eukaryota; Fungi; Ascomycota; Dothideomycetes; Mycosphaerellales; Mycosphaerellaceae
Exons: 2
Coding region: 1-1677 (558 amino acids)
Molecular function (GO): FAD binding
Source: RefSeq, a predicted model, not a curated record